GCAUUAUAUUUUUUUAAGCAUUACAUUGAGUACAGUAUAAAAAACUAAACUAGUAAACAGAUUUUAUUAAGAGAAAUUAAGAAAAAUCCAAUAUUCAAAAAGUCCUCCGACUGAGUAAAUAUUAAUGUUAAAUGCUCUUCGAAAUGAAUUAAUAUUUUUAAAUUUUAUGAAAUUUUCGGUCCUAACUUUUAAACUUAUUUUUGGAUCCAGACGAACUCUUCGCCGUCGACGCCAUCGUCUUCGAGAGUAUCGAAUUUAAAGUUAACGGUUAAUACGAAAAAGGUAAGUUUUAUGGAAAUUUGUUCCGAGAAUUUAUUAAGCGUGAACUGGACCAGAAUUGACAAAACCUUUUAAUCUGUUCACGUACAAAAGUAUUUUAAACUAAGAAAAUGGAGGUAAAAGAAGAGUUAGAUACAAAAGAUUUCGAUUUCACUUUUGAACCAAGUAAAGAAAAUUUUGCUGUUGUAUUAAAGAAUUGCAAGAAAGAAUUAAAGACGGAAGAUAAGAAGUUUUGUGUAAGAAUCAAAUCAGAAACUUUAGAAUAUGGAAACGAUAAUAAUACAGAGAUAAAUACUUACGAAAAUUCAAGAAAUAACACAAACUCUUCUAAUCGUUGGAGUAAUUCCGGUUAUAACAAUGAAACAGAUAUCAAGAAAGAAGUAAAAGAGAAUUGUGAUGUAAAACACGGUAUAAAAACAGAAUGUAAAGUUGAUUUGAAAAAAUUGAAAAUUGAAGUAAAAACUGAAGAUUGUAAAGAUAUUCAUCUUCCAGCUGAUAAUGAACAGGUAAUGCCUGUCAAGAAAGAAUACUUUACUCCAAACGAAAAUUUUAACAACAAUGAAUUGAACGUUAAAAAUAUUAAGAAAGAAGAAGUAAAAGAGAAUUAUGAUAAAAAACAUGGUAUAAAAUCAGAAUGUAAAGUUGUUUUGAAAAAAUUGAAAUUUGAAGUAAAGAGGGAAGAUUGUAAAGAAGUUGUUUAUCUUUCAGAUGAUGAUGAAAAGAUAAAUAUUAAAAAAGAACCAAUUUCUACUAACAACACAAACGAAUCCACUAUUUGGAGUCAUUCUGGUUAUAAAAUCGAAAGAGAUAUUAAGAAAGAAGAAAUAAAAGAGAAUUGUGAUGUAAAACAUGGUAUAAAAACAGAAUGUAAAGUUGUUUUGAAAAAAUUGAAGAUUGAAGUAAAGACUGAAGAUUGUAAAGAAGUU
Messenger RNA from Centruroides sculpturatus (bark scorpion), 1205 nucleotides. RefSeq lists its product as uncharacterized. The annotation marks the transcript as partial. The transcript is spliced from 8 exons. The record is from RefSeq and is a predicted model, not a curated record. NCBI's taxonomy places the organism in Eukaryota, Metazoa, Arthropoda, Arachnida, Scorpiones, Buthidae.